Molecule: messenger RNA, 414 nt
Organism: Cylicocyclus nassatus
Lineage: Eukaryota; Metazoa; Nematoda; Chromadorea; Rhabditida; Strongylidae
Source: the annotation of a GenBank genome assembly
AUGAUAGAUCUAGAACAUACCUCUUUCUCAUGUUUCUCAAGGGAAUCCCAUUCGGCUGCAACGAUUUUUGAAAUAUUACCAAAAGUUGCAUCUGGGAACGAUUUUUUCACGAUCAUUUGUCGCUCUCGGAAGAACAUUGCAUAUGCCGAAACUGGCCUGGAAAUAGUUCGUCAUGAAAAGCAAAAUGACCAACUUCUCAAAGGAAAAAAGAGAGAAUUUCAUGAGCUACGAACCUCGUAUUCUCUUGAUUUGAAUCCUCGAGUGAGUUCAUGGAUGUCUGAACCUCGCUUGGAAGUUGUUUGUUACUCGGAUUAUCUUAGCAUUUCGAUUUCUAAAAAUGCAAGAAGUAACAGCAGCGGACCGAAGGUAUCUUUUUUUGUUUGCUCAUUUGAAACAUUCUACGAAAUUCAUUAG